Molecule: messenger RNA, 1626 nt
Organism: Alnus glutinosa
Lineage: Eukaryota; Viridiplantae; Streptophyta; Magnoliopsida; Fagales; Betulaceae
Product: protein TIFY 6B-like
Exons: 7
Coding region: 272-1435 (387 amino acids)
Biological process (GO): response to wounding; regulation of defense response; regulation of jasmonic acid mediated signaling pathway
Cellular component (GO): nucleus
Source: RefSeq, a predicted model, not a curated record
AUCUUAUAGAAACACUCCUACGUGAAUACAGAUAAUCUCUCUCUCUGCCUUUUCUGUAGUUGAAAGCUUUUUGCUUUGCCUCUCUCUCUCUCUCAUUUCAUGUGACGAAGGACGGUUUGGUGGGUGAAGAAAGUGGAUAUAAGCUGUGGAUUUGAGGUGGGUUUUCUUUCCAAUUUUGUCUUUGUAGGUGAUUGAAGGUCUGAAAUGGAGAGAGAUUUCUUGGGUUUGGGCUCGAAAGAACCAUUGGCUGUGGUGAAGGAGGAGGUUAACAAUGAUGGGUACACAGACCCAGGUUUGUUAUUGUCAUAUAGCUAUUCCUUUUGGACUAGCUCCACCUUUAGGAUGUACUGAAUGUGCAGGUGUACAAUGGCAAUUCUCAAACAAGGUCUCUGCCCUUUCUCAUUUGAUGUCUUUCAAGAUUGUUCAAGAAGAUAAGACUAAAAAUAUUGCCUCCGAUCCCCUCAUGUCAUCUGGAUUUAUGAAUAUCUCAACUGCUGAUGCUUUUGAUGCUAGUCAAAAACGGUCUAUGGGUGAAAUCCAGAAGUCCUUCAACCAGGAUAGGCAAGGUGGCACUCAUUUUUCCCUGACAUCUUAUCCUGUGCAACAUGAUGUGCAUUCUGUGCACCGUCCUCAUAAUGUGAAGAUGUUUUCUGUUUCAAACCAAGCAAUUUCAGUUUCAGUUGGAAACCCCUUCUUCAAGAAUCAUUUUGCUACUGGUCAGAAUUUGGCUGGUGCCACCGUGAAGCAACCAUUACUUGGAGGAAUUCCGGUUGCGGCUCCACAUUCACUUAUUCCCACUGUUGCUUCCAUUGCUGGGAUAACUGAACCAUGGAACGGCGCCAAGGCUUCUGGAUCUCCUGCUCAAUUGACCAUCUUUUAUGCAGGUGCCGUGCAUGUCUAUGAAGACAUAACCCCUGAGAAGGCUCAGGCUAUUAUGUUUUUGGCUGGGAAUGGAUCUGCUAUAACUUCUAACACAGCACAUCCAAAAGCUCAAGUUCAGGCACCUAACUCAAAAUUGGCCACUGGUGAUGGUGUUCCUGUAAAUCAGCCCAUUAACACACAGCCUUGUUCUGGCCUUUCUAGCCCUUUAUCUGUUUCUUCACAUACUGGUGCCCAGUCGGGAAGUGGGUCCACUAGCAAUGAUGAAUUGAUGGCAGCUAAAACAAGCGGAGUUCCAAGUACUCCUGUUAGCAAAGUGGAGCCUCAGAAAAUAGCUAAUGUGGUGGGAUCUGUCCCCGUAAACCCUAUAUUUCCAUCUGCUGUUCCACAGGCUCGUAAAGCAUCCUUGGCUCGAUUUUUGGAGAAGCGCAAGGAGAGGGCAAUGAGUGCAGCGCCAUACAACCUGAGCAAGAAAUCUUCAGAGUGCACUGCUGCCCAAGAAUGCAAUGGUGCGAAUUUCUCUGCAAGUCCUACUGCAGCCACAGGCUCACUGUGAGCAAGCAAGAAGAGUAACCAUGAUGUAUGAGACCAAACUAGGAAGGGAUUGUUGCAGAGAUUUAUGUAGUAAGUUAAAUAUGUAAACCGAAUGAAUACUAUUUUCCUUACCAAGAACUGUAAUCCUGACUCUGUUCAAUUUCGAAACUUACAUAAUUUCCUUAUAUAGUUGAUGCAGAUUGUUGCUUCCGA